Messenger RNA from Seminavis robusta, 1390 nucleotides. The record is from the annotation of a GenBank genome assembly. Lineage: Eukaryota; Bacillariophyta; Bacillariophyceae; Naviculales; Naviculaceae.
CAAGUUAAAAAUUGUCAAGCAUAAUCUGAUAUCUUUCUCAUUUAUUUUGUUUUCAUUCCAUCUGAAGAUUACUUCGACGAAAGCUUCCGAGAAAUAUCUUUCUAAACAACAUGAUGAACGCCUUCUUCCUGAUGGUGGUAAGCCUUGCUUUUGGUGCUCCAUCUGCUUCAGCUAGUGGUGGCAAGCUCAACGUCAAGGCAGCAUCCGCAUUUCAUCGAAAUGUGAAUGAAGCGAUCGCAACCUUUCAGAAGCAUCAGGUACAGCCAAUUUCCACAAAGGAACAGAAUGGAAAGUCGUCUUCCAAUGGUCAUCUCCGCCGCCAUUUGGCUGGCAUGGAUGAAGACGAAACAUGCGAGGACGACUUGGUAUCUUGCCUUGAUGCACUCUCGUCAUGCGGCGAUGGAGAUGGAAGUGAUCCCAGCUACCUGUACACUCAAAUGGCGAAUUCUUGUACUCUUCAUAAACUGGAUGGCAGCUAUGAAUUGAGGACAGAUGAUAUGGAUGAUGAAACCUACCAAUUCAGUGAUCGUCCCUUCAGGAUUGAGGAGACGUACACUACGAUGGAGUUCUUCGAAAGUUUCGAUGAUAUUUUCGCAAGCAGCCCACCUAAUGCCGUAUUCACCUUUGUUCACUCCGAAACGGACGAGUUUGAAGGCCCUUUGGUGGCAGUACAGGUCGAUGCCAUGUACACUAGUGCCACAGAAGACGAUGAUAGCAAAGUGACCUAUACCUACGUGCUGGAACAAAGUGACUCCCAGGCCGAUGUGGUUGCUCUGGAAGAUUUUUUCGAAGAUGGAAGUGACAUGAUUACAUUUGAAGAUUGCUCCAUUUUCAUUGAUUCUUCGUCUUCCUGUAAUCCCACAGCGGGAUAUGUCUACUGUGCUUCCCAGGGUUGUGUCCGGCCGUGGGAACCCAACGUGAAUGCAGAAUGUUGCAACAGUAUCGAUGGAUAUGCAUAUUUGCUUGGUUGUGCCCCUACCAGCACAGAGGGAUGUUGCAAGUCCCAUACAGAGCCACCCACAUUGUCUCCCACUCCUACUUGUGUUGCUGAUGGUGGUUACGAGUACUGUGCUGAUCAGGGUUGUGUUCAGCCUUGGGAUCCCAGUGUGACUAUGGAAUGUUGCAACCAACUGGCCGGAUAUGAAUAUCUGGUUGGCUGUGCCCCCACCAGCACGCAAGGAUGCUGUUCGUCUCCGGGUUCUUAGAUGGUGCAAUCUGCUUUGUUCCUUUGACGACGGGCUGUUGUUGUGAUAAUCUGGAGUAGGUACGAUUGAUAUAUAUUACCAGGGCAGCAGAGAUGACGUGAUGCAGUUACAGUACUGGUAGGUUGUGAUGGCUAACCUAGCUAGCUCGAAGGUUAAUGUCUUCCUGUAAGAGCUCUUUUUUCUUG